AUGGCGCCGAGACAUACCACGAAUGACUACGGGACGGCGGCCAACCACUCGGCCCGAUGGCACCGACCAACCAUCUUCGCCAACCAUGUACUGCAUUGGAUCUCUUCGAUUAUAGUUUUGGCCAUUUCAGCAUAUUUCAUUCACAAGUUCUCGCACAACACACAUCUUAUUUACUGGGUAACUCUCGCUGCUAUUGACGUCUUACUGUAUCUCCCUGCGCUUGGUCUUCCAGCGCUCAGCGCCUAUAAGGGAUAUCUGGCACCUCUGGCCUGGAUAUUCUCUUAUCUGUGGCUUACUGCAUUCAUCUUUGCAGCACAAGAUUAUAAUUACGCAGGUGGCUAUCGUUCCCCGACCGGUGUCGGCAAGCACAACCUGAAAAAGACUCUCGAGGCAUUCGCUUUCCUCGCUUUCUUCACCACUCUUGUUGGUCAAUUCCUCGAGGGUCGGCUGUGGGACCUACAGCGAUUCAAGAGAGGCGUUUCUCGUGAGAAGCAUGUCGGUGGCGGGAGCACUGCCGCUGCUGCCUCUGGUCAGCACGCAGCAGCUGUCAGCGUCUAG
Exophiala bonariae is the source of this 558-nucleotide messenger RNA. RefSeq lists its product as uncharacterized. The coding region runs from base 1 to 558 and encodes 185 amino acids. The transcript is spliced from 3 exons. Gene Ontology annotation, cellular component: membrane. The record is from RefSeq and is a predicted model, not a curated record. NCBI's taxonomy places the organism in Eukaryota, Fungi, Ascomycota, Eurotiomycetes, Chaetothyriales, Herpotrichiellaceae.